GUUAUUGUUGAUCGAGUUUUGUCUUCCGCCCCCUUUCUCUCUCUCUCACCAAUUCAUUCAUUCUCUCUCUCUCUCUCGGUGGCAGAGGAUUCACGAGCGCCCCAGUUUGGCAGAGAACGUGACACGAUGGGUAUCAUGGCCGGCGUGCUGCCGCCUGGCUUUCCCUUUGGGGAUAUCAAGAAGAGUGGUGUGACGGAAGGCGCUGACUACCAGGCCAUCAACAACUCACGCCGCCCUGAGCUCAGCAACACUUACACACGCCAAACGGGUGCCUACGCCAUCACGCAAUGGAUCAUCUUGGCCCUAAUUGCUAUCGUCUUGGCUUGUUUGUAUCGCGGCCUCAACGCCGCCAUCGAGGUCAUUUCCACUGCCCGAAUGCAAAACCUAGCCGAUAACAUGGCAGAUGGCCAUUUCUUCGUGGCGUGGGUCAUCAACUUUUUCAGCUCCCUAGGUCUCGUCAUGGUGGCCGUCCUCUUCGCCCUCUGGGCUCCUGCUGCCAUUUCUUCGGGCAUGCCUGAGAUUAUUAGCUACCUAAACGGAGCCAAGCCCAGUGACCUGCUCUCUCCGAGCACCAUGCUCUCCAAGGCUAUCGGCCUUGUCUUCGCCGUCUCCUCGGGCCUCGCCAUUGGCCCCGAGGGCCCCACCAUUCAUCUUGGUGCCAUGAUCGGACCGCGUCUGGUCGAGAGCCUGGCCUGGCUUUUUUCGGGCCUCCCAAGCUUCAGUCGCAACGUUCAGCUCUUCUUCGACGACAUGGACAUGCGCAAGCUUGUUGUGGCGGGCUCGGCCGCUGGCAUUGCCGUUGCCUUUCGCUCGCCCAUCGGUGGUGUUUUCUUCGUCAUUGAGGAAGCCAUCAGCUUCUUCGAUGCACAGCUUGUUUUUCGCACUUACUUUACUUGCAUCAUCGCCUACUACAUCAUGGCCGUACUGACUGACGGACAUCGCCUUGAGGCCGACACCUUCACGCCCUAUGAAAUCGAAGUGGAAUGCAGCGCUCCCUAUUUGGCCGAGGACAUUUUUCUCUUUAUUAUCACAGGCGUUGUCUGCGGUGCGGCCGGCUCGCUCUUUAACGCUCUCAACACAACCAUUUUUCGUUUCCGCAAGAAGUUUGUGGGCGCCUCGGGCCGCAACCGCAUCAUUGAGGCGCUAUGCCUGGUCCUUAUCACCUCUCUCAUCGUCGUCUUUGCGCCAACGGCUGGCCACUGCACCAAGCUGCGCCAGGUUGUGGACCACGUUCCUGCCCAAACAACCGACUCGUAUGUGUUUGACUCUGGUAAUCUGGUCCUCGACGACCCCAAGGUCUGCCUUAGCUCCACCGCAAAAGACCUCUAUCGCGUACUCCAUGUCAACCGCAGUCAAUGGCCCGAGGAUCAAGACUUGGAUCAAGUGGUCAAAGAGCUACAGGACAAGGUCAAGGAGAAUUUAGAGCUGCGCCAGUUUGAUUGCGACGAGGACGAGUAUUCACAGCUGGGCAGCCUCUUCUUUAAUACAGGCCACCACGCCGUUAAUUUGCUGUUCCAAACGGGCACCUACGAUAUCCUUGAAGCUGAUGCACUGGCUGGCUUUCUGAUUUUAUACUUCUUGCUGGCCGUUGUGACGGCUGGUGCAACCUUUCCUUCAGGCCUGGUCAUUCCCAUGCUGACCAUGGGUGGAGCCAUUGGUCGCAUGAUUGGCAUUGCCGUCAACACGGGCAUCAAGGAGCCAGCCAAUGUUCAACUCAUGGACCCUGGCGCAUUUGCCAUGAUUGGCGCAGCUGCCUUUUGGUGUGGCAGUGGUGGCAUGACGGCCACCAUUGCCGUCAUUAUUCUUGAGGUGACGGGUGAUUUCCAGUACUUGCCAGCGCUGGCCAUUGCGGUGAUCACGGCCAACGUGGUGGGCACGCAGCUCAACCACAGCCUCUACCACAGUCUUAUUCAUCUGAAACACAUUCCUUUCCUCGAGGACGUCGCAAAUGAACAGCUCAAUCAUGUCACCGUUCGCGAGGUUAUGGCUUCGCCCGUCCUUUCGCUGCCUGCCUUGGCGGGUCGCCAACAAAUCAAGGAAGCCCUUGCCUCGACGCACAACGGAUUUCCCGUCACCGACAAAGCAGAUGGAGUCGACAAAGUAAUUGGUCUUAUUUUGAAGCGUCACCUCUACACUUUAUAUGACGCCCUCAAGGGUGAACAUGACACGGCGGACUUGACCGAAUUCAUGAAUGAGACCCCUGCGUUUACGCUAGAGCACACUCGUUUCCCCGAAGCCUUUCGAACCUUUCGUUCCCAGGGCUUGCGACAUCUGGUCGUGGUCAAUGACCGGUUCGAGGCUUUGGGCAUGCUGACACGCAAAGACUUCCAAAAGGCGGAUCAUGCACACGGAGCCCACGGCGCGGACGACCAUGAUCAUUCUCACGAUGAGGAAUCUUCCCACAUGCACGUUUUGCACCCGGCCGUUCGCCACCCAACCGCUUCUUCACGUUUUGCGGCUUACAGGCCACCUCCCAUGGAUGACUUUGGGGACGAGGGCCCAGCGCCCCUUAUGAGGAAUGAUGACUCCACGGCAUGAUCCAUGGACCGCCCUGGCCGUCGCCCAUCAUGGCCCGCGCGGCUCGCAACGAAAACACUUAAUUUUUUAGAAGAGUAAAGUUCUUUUGAAGGCGGCCUGAAUCGACUGACCGACCACUCAUGCAGCCAGCAGAAUUUACGCCCGCUUGGUCAGCACCGCCGUGCGAUCCGAUGCGGCUUGCACGCGGGCAAUAUCAGAAGUCAUCUGUUGAUAGCCAAAGCGCGAAAGCCACCGCCAAAACAUCAUGAGUUAUCUUGGCCACUGAAUGUAAGUGGGUCAUGGACAUGCGUCUGCGACUGUAUCUGUGUGUGUGUGUGUGUGUGCGUGUGUGUGUGUGUGUGUGUCGGAGGUGGCUCUGCCUGCUCGACUUGGCAUGCCAAGCCACGUCUGUCAAUGACAUGAUGGCUGUGCGGGUAGCGCGCAGUUGGUCUCGUGCUAGCAGUGCACCCAGGCGAAUGUGUUCAAGCAUAGGAUGUUGAUGAUAGUUGCUCAAAUUUAGUGAACACC
This is a messenger RNA of Monosiga brevicollis MX1, 3045 nucleotides long. RefSeq lists its product as uncharacterized. NCBI's taxonomy places the organism in Eukaryota, Choanoflagellata, Craspedida, Salpingoecidae. Gene Ontology annotation, cellular component: intracellular membrane-bounded organelle; lysosomal membrane. The coding region runs from base 127 to 2538 and encodes 803 amino acids. Gene Ontology annotation, biological process: chloride transport; transmembrane transport. Gene Ontology annotation, molecular function: voltage-gated chloride channel activity. The transcript has 17 exons. The record is from RefSeq and is a predicted model, not a curated record.